Molecule: messenger RNA, 2022 nt
Organism: Coffea arabica (coffee)
Lineage: Eukaryota; Viridiplantae; Streptophyta; Magnoliopsida; Gentianales; Rubiaceae
Source: RefSeq, a predicted model, not a curated record
AUGCCAAACUGGUUGUUCAACCUAAGUUCCCUCACAGACCUUGAUCUGUCCUCAAAUUAUGGCAUCAGAGGUCAAUUAUCCAGGAAUCUUGGAAACCUUUGCAAAUUGAGAGCACUAAAUCUCAAUAGUAAUAACAUUUUUGGUACACUAACGGAAGUCAUUGAUGGCUUAUCCGAGUGCACCAAUAGUAGCAUGGAGACAUUGGACUUGACCUUCAAUCAAUUAAGUGGAAAUAUUCCCAAUUCACUGGGCUUCCUCAAGAACCUGCGAAGUCUUCGACUUCGAAAUAACUCAUUCACAGGUUCAAUUCCAGACACAAUUGGAAACUUAUCAUCCUUGGAGCAACUAUAUCUCUCAUACAACCAAAUGAGUGGGGCCAUUCCUGAGAGCCUGGGAAAACUCGUGUCCUUAGUUUAUUUGGACCUGCAUGAGAACUCAUGGGAAGGAGUCAUAACAGAAGCCCAUCUGGUCAACAUGUCCAGAUUAACGGAGAUAUCAAUUGGUAAACUUUCAGAAAAUAUUUCCGUGGUGUUUAACAUUAGUCCUGACUGGAUACCACCUUUCAAGCUCAAAUUUGUCCAAAUUCAGUCAUGCCAACUCGGCCCAAAAUUCCCAACUUGGUUGAAAAAUCAAGAUCAGCUGAAAAAUCUAAUAAUUAACUUUGCAAGGAUUUCAGAUUCGAUUCCAGAAUGGUUCCUACGGCUGGGAUUGCACUUGGAUGAACUUGAUCUAGCAUACAACAACUUAAGCGGGAUGCCACCAAAUUCAUUGCAAUUCAACCUCGGAUCAAAUGUGGACUUGAGUUCCAACAGCUUCAAGGGGCCCCUCCCACUCUGGUCAUCUAACCUGACUACUCUAUAUUUAAGGAAUAACUCUUUCUCUGGACCAAUUCCACGAGAUAUUGGUAUGGUGCUCCCACUUCUGACAGACCUUGAUAUCUCCAGGAACUCACUAACUGGUGGCAUUCCCUUGUCAAUAGGUAACAUGACAAGUUUGACAACCUUAGUCAUCUCAAAUAAUAGGUUGUCUGGUGACAUCCCAGACUUUUGGUCUAAUAUUCCAGAUCUUUACAUUUUGGACAUGUCAAACAACAGCUUGACUGGUAGAAUACCAACAUCCAUAGGCUCUCUUAGCUUCGUCAAGUUUUUGAUACUUUCAGGGAACAAUCUUUCAGGAAAACUACCUUCCAGCUUGAGAAAUUGCACUUCUACUUUCAGUCUUGAUCUUGGUGACAAUCAAUUAUCAGGACGCCUUCCAGCCUGGAUUGGGAAAGACAUGCCGUCCCUUUUGAUUCUUCGGUUGAGGAAUAAUUCCUUGACAGGAAACAUUCCCUCUAGCAUUUGUGCCUUAUCUUCUCUUCACAUCCUAGACCUUUCUGAAAACAGCCUGUCUGGGAUCAUUCCUACCUGUUUGGGAAAUUUGAGUGGCUUCAAAGCUGGGUUAAAAACUGAAGAUACGGAGCCAUAUGAAGGGCGCUUGCAGGUGGUUGCCAAAGGAAGAGUUCUCGUGUAUCAAUCCACACUUUACCUAGUAAACAGCAUAGAUCUCUCAAGCAACAAAUUCAGAGGCAACAUUCCUGCUGAACUCACAAGCCUGUUUAGAUUGGGGACGUUGAACUUGUCAAUGAAUGGCUUAACUGGGCCAAUCCCAGAAACCAUUGGGAGAUUGGAAAGGAUUGAAACUCUUGACUUGUCAAUGAACAAACUCACAGGGCGUAUUCCACAAAGCAUGGCUGCUUUAACUUUCUUGAAUCACUUGAAUUUGUCACACAACAAUUUGUCAGGUCGAAUUCCGACAGGUAAUCAGUUUCAGACCCUCACUGAUCCAUCAAUCUACGAGGGUAACAUUGCACUUUGCGGAGAUCCACUACCAACCAAGUGCGAGAACAGUGGAACCAAACCUUACCCUGGUGGCAAUGUUGACGAGGAUGAGAAUGAAGAAGAUGAUCUUGAAAAGUUGUGGUUCUUUCUUGUUGUGGGGCUGGGAUACUUUCUUGGCUUCUGGGGUGUUUGUGCUGUUUGA